Molecule: messenger RNA, 468 nt
Organism: Neurospora crassa OR74A
Lineage: Eukaryota; Fungi; Ascomycota; Sordariomycetes; Sordariales; Sordariaceae
Exons: 2
Coding region: 1-468 (155 amino acids)
Source: RefSeq, a predicted model, not a curated record
AUGGUCUCCGCUCAAGGCAUCCAAUCGGCCAAGCAGACUUACAUGCAAAACAGCAAAACCACAUGCGGAAUUCCUGCGAAGCUACUUCGCCACGAUGCCAAUGCAGGACGCGUGAGGAGGCUAUUCAUGAAGCCCGGUAGGAAUCGCGUCCAAGUCCGCCGCAUCAAAAGACCAAUAGAGCAAGCCCAAUCCUGUCGCCUGGCGCCCGUUUUCCGGAUCAUCGGCGGCCACAACUUCAUGAGGCAUGACGAGAUGUGUGACCGGUUUGUCUUCCAGGGACAUUCACACAUGUUGUCAGUGUCAGUAACGAACGGUAGCAGUCACACCGCCCGCCGAUCCGAUCAGACUCUGGGCCUUUUUCGCCAUGGUACGAUCCAAGCUACGCAGUACUCAGUUGCGCAGGUUGCCGUCCCGGGACCGGGGCCUGGUGGUCAUGGAACGUCAAAGAUGACAGUGGCAUACUUCUAG